Molecule: messenger RNA, 664 nt
Organism: Sinocyclocheilus grahami
Lineage: Eukaryota; Metazoa; Chordata; Actinopteri; Cypriniformes; Cyprinidae
Product: transmembrane protein 114-like
Exons: 4
Coding region: 104-664 (186 amino acids)
Cellular component (GO): apical plasma membrane
Source: RefSeq, a predicted model, not a curated record
AGGGGCUUCCAGAAGGACAGCGCUGAGGGAAAGAAGAACAGUUAAAGCACUAUAGAAGGAGGACUUUCUUUUCAAACACUGUAGAAAGCCGCUUUCAGACAAAAUGAAAAUCACUUUCACAGGUUUGGCCAGUUUUGUGGCCACCUUUGGUGUCCUCAGCUUUGUAGGUCUCGUUCUGGCAAUUGGAACCGAUUUUUGGUACAUCAUUGACACUUCUAAGAGAGAAAACAGCUCAUCUGAGUCUCUGAGCUCUCAUUCUGGACUGUGGAGGACUUGUAACUUUCAUAACCAGUGCUGGCCAUUUAUGAAUCCUUUUGGAGCAGGAAGAAACUUAUCAGAAUCACAAAGGCAGAUACUAAACAUGCAAGGAACGUUCAUCGUCCUGCUGCCUCUCAGUGUGAUCGUGCUGUUUAUUGGAGGAAUGCUGGGCUUCAUCAGUAUGUUGGCACGAGCCUACAUGCUGCUCCUCCUGACCGGAGUGCUGCUUCUGUUCGGCGCUAUGCUGUCAUUGGCUGGAAUUUGUGUCUACAUGGCGUACUCUGCAGCCGCCUUCAAAGAGGCUGUGGACAUCUCUGGCCACAAAACCCUGGAGGACAUUGAGAUUUACUUUGGCUGGUCUCUGAUUCUAGCCUCUGUUUCUUUUGUUGGAGAACUCUGUAUUUAG